Messenger RNA from Salpingoeca rosetta, 2397 nucleotides. RefSeq lists its product as uncharacterized. The record is from RefSeq and is a predicted model, not a curated record. Bases 1 to 2397 code for a protein of 798 amino acids. NCBI's taxonomy places the organism in Eukaryota, Choanoflagellata, Craspedida, Salpingoecidae. The transcript is spliced from 6 exons. Gene Ontology annotation, biological process: negative regulation of double-strand break repair via homologous recombination. Gene Ontology annotation, cellular component: chromatin.
AUGAACGCUCACGGCUGUGCUGCAUGUUGCAGGGAUCUGUCAGCACUGCAUACGGUUGCACCAACCAAAGCCGAGUUCCACGCACAGCUGACGCACACACUAAAGGUGCACGAGCAGCAAGCACUGGUCAAAGCUGUGCAGUCCUUGCGCUCACUGUCAUCGUUGACGAGCGAGGAGCACGCAUCGCCGUGCGUGAGUUGCAAGCGAUCUGAAGAAUGCGCCAGGGCACGUGUGCUGCGGCGACUGCAAGCAGAGCUCGACACCAGCACGGCGAUUGAUGCACCGUUGUCUCGCGCACAGCAACAGCUCUGGACGGCAUAUACAGUGUGCAAGGCGAGCACCGGCACCAUCGACAUCACAGACGUGACCCAUCGCCUGGUACACAUGGUCACAGCGGACAACAGCGGCAGCACCAGCGGCGGCAGCAGCAUGCAGGCGUCCCAGCAGCUAUGGCUGUUGGCAGGUGUACCCGAGCAGCUGCCUUUGCUGUGGCGUGUGCUCUUGCUGCUUGUCUUCUUCCACAGUUGCACGCCGAGCAGAAGUGCGCAGGAUGGUGUGGAGAGCGCACCGUGCGCGCUGGCUGUUGGACUGCCUGCUCACGAGCACUCUUUGUUCACUGCUGGUGGGCAAGCUGGCUGCGAUGCACAAGAGCACAUGCCAAAGGGGCCCACACCUGCUGCAGCCUGCGCCUGCUGGCACGUGUGCCCUUUCGUGCUGCUUCAGCACCAUCUGCCACCCAUGCCGGCACAGCUGACAGCAACCAAUGACAGGUGUGCUCCACACAGCAGCACCAGCAGCAGCAGCAGCAGCAGCAACGGCAACAGCAGCAAAAAUGUGGACAGCAACGGAACUGGCAGCGGAGGUCGCGAGGGUCCCGAUGAACACGACGCACACAUCGACAUCGAUGACCCGGAGUUGUUCGAGCUGCUGUCAGGAUCCUUUCAAUCACAACACAACCAACCCUCACCAUCACCUGCAGCACCGUUCGCACAGCUUCACAGCCAGAAGCAUCAGCACUCGCAACAGCGACAGCAGCAACAGCGACAAGAGCCAGAGACGGCUCAGCGACAGCACCAGCGAUUGAGUCUUGCGUUGUUGGCACAAACAGCUGUGACGAGCAGCGAGUGUGCGUUUCGGCUCCCCACCGAGCACACAACUGCCCUCACACGUCCUGCCCAACCACUUGGGUCGCCAUUUGAGCUGUUUGCGCUGGACACGCUGCUGGCAUAUCUUCGUUUGCUCGGAAACACGGUUGAUUGUGUGGCCAUGUUCCGUGCAUUGGCUGUGCCAAAUCGGAAGCUGUCACCUGGCCAGAUGGCCACACUCCUCUCGGAUCGCACCGCUGUGUCGCCUUACCCAGCCCUUCUCUCAUAUGUCCGCCAACGCACACUCGGCGGUGGCAGCUAUGCGCCAGGCAAUGACCACCCACUGAAGCCUUUGUUUGUCAGCCUACGCGGGUUUGUCUCCACCAUGGACACUCUGCACGACACGUUCAUGGAGGCGGUGCCACUCAAAAUGCACACGCGUGACUACAUACCGCCAGCAGCCGCGGCCCGGAAGGUGCUUGCUGCGGUGGGCAAGGUGUUGAGAUCAAGACAGAGCCAAGUCGACACGGAAUCUGUUGAGAUGGCAGUGCGCUUCGCAAAGGCGGUCCAACACGACCUGGAAGCGCAACCAUCGGGGCAGUGGACAGCAGCACCGGUGCAGCCAAGCUCAUGGAAGCUGCCGCUCUUGGCGUAUGUGAACAGCGUCAGCAUGAAGAGUGCAGACGUUGGCGAGCAGCAACUGGACUUUGAGGAGUGGUCGCCCGAAUAUGAGUGCAGCAGCCCUUCCCUCUUCCAGCACCUGCCCCACCCAUACACCUUGUUGCAGGAGCGCGAGGAAGAUGAAAACGCCCGUGCAAUUGCACCGGCGCCACCGCACUCGCCAGAUCACAACCGCACGAAGAGACCCAAGAAGAGGGCGCCACUGCUGCCGAUUCAAGUCCCUGCUGCACGCGGAGAUGUUGUACGGUGGGAUGCGCCACUCAAAGCGCGUGCUGUGUGCCCUGGUCGCAAGCAAGACCGCCGCAACAAAGACACGGCAGGCAGAACCCAGCGACAGCGCCAAUCGCGGCAGCAGGCGCACCAGCCGUCUCCCACAUCGUCAACGCCUGAGGCCACGCAGCCCCCACUGUCCACAACACGGCCAUCAUCACCGUCACCACUUCCACACCCGCGGAAGCAGCAGGGCGCUGGCUCGCACAGCACACAGCGGCCAACCAAGCAGCCACAACAGCAGACGCGCAACAAGAAACAGCAGCAGAAGCAGCUGCGCCGCCGCCGGCACAAGAAAGCGAGUACACCUGUUCUGGCUGGUCAGCGCACCAUCCUUGGCUUCCUUCAACCCAGCCACUAG